AGUUGCUUUCAGACAUUUAAUACAAGUGAGAGGAUGUGGCUUGUUGUUAAUUUGAGUCCAUUAACAAAAUAUUAUGUUCGUGUUCUUGCAAGUACUAAAGUUGGUCAUGGAAACUACAGUGAAAGUAAAGGAUUUUUUACAAGUGGAAGUAAGUAAUCUUAUGAACUCACUCUCACAUACUUCAUUAUCUUUGCCAGGUUUGUUUUAAUGUCUGUCUGUCUGUCUGUCAGCUGCACAACUCAAAAACUAUUAAAAGGUUAUUACUCGAAAUUUUGUGGAACCAUUAGCAUUAGCUCGGGCAGUGGACCAAGGUCAAAUCGAUCAAAUCUGAAUUUAGAUGAAAAUUUGAUCGGAUAUUUUGUAAGAGAUUGUCUUGCUUUCCGAGCCGAAAAGAAUGAAUAAGUAAUUGAUGCAUAAUUUAUUAAUUGGAUUAUUUUACUUUCGGUGGUAGUAGAGCGCACUCUACUGUAGUUGAUCAUGAUAUUAUUUUUUGUACAUCAGUAUCUGCCUCUUAUCUUUUGUAUUUCUACGAUUAUUUAUUAGACAUUUAAACAUUAGAUUUUGUACUUUUUCUUUAGCUUUCUUUCCAGACAAACCAACAAAUCUCACCGUCACUAACAUCACGUCUAGAAGUGCUGAAAUAUCCUGGCAAGAUCCUGAAAAUCAUGGGACAUAUCGUCUUUUAUCCUUUCGAAUUAAACUGAAGAAAGAAAACUCUCUAAUCCUGAACAUUACCACAGGAAAAGUGAAUAAAUAUGAAAUAAAUAAUCUCACUCCGUAUACUACAUAUGAAAUAUCUGUAGCUGCUGGAAAUUAUUAUUAUCAAUUUGGUGAAGAGAGUAAUACUUCCUUCUCAACAUCUGAAGAAGGUGAGCUGUUUUAACAAAAAGAUAUGUGUUUUACUGGAAGCCAAAACAUGGUUCCUUUAACACUGAUGCAACAAAAUGUCUACUUCAAUUAGUACACAAAAUUUCAAUAAAAACAUCUGUUUAUAUAUACACUUUAGCUCCAAGCGGUCCUCCAUUAAAUAUCAGAAUCACAUCAAGAAGUGCAUCGUCAUUGUCUUUCGCUUGGGACCCUCCUGAUAGAACUAAACAAAAUGGCGUAAUUAUCAAUUAUACAGCGUGUGUUUCAUAUUUCGAAAAUGAUCCUUGCCUUCAGUCAUUCAUUACAAGUGAAAGGAGAUGGCUCUUUGUUAAUUUGAAUCUAUUCACAAAGUAUUAUGUUCGUGUUCUUGCAAGUACUAAAGUUGGUCCUGGAAACUACAGUGAAAGUAAAGGAAUUUUUACGAGUGGAAGUAAGUGAUCUUAUGAACUCGCUCUUAAACACUUCAUUACAUUUGCCAGGUUUGUUUUAACGUCCGUCUAUCUGUCAGCCGAAAAACUUUGUAGAACCAUUGGCAUUAGCUCGGGCAAUAGACGAAGGUCAAAUCGAUCAAAUUUUGGCUGAUAAAUUCAUCUAAAUUUUAAAAAACAGAUGUUUUGAAAGAGAUUGUCUUGCUUUCCGAGGCGAAAAGAAUGAAUAAGUAAUUGAUGCAUAAUUUAUUAAUUGGAUUAUUUUACUUUCGCUGGCAGUGGAGCCCACUCUGCUGUUGUUCAUCAUGAUAUUAUUUUUUGCACAUUAGUAUCUGCCUCUUAUCUUUUGUAUUAUUAUACGAUUAUUUAUUACACAUUUAAACAUUAGAUUUUGUACUUUUUCAGGUAUUGUUUUAUUACCUAUAAAUCUCACCGUCACUAACAUCAAGUCUAGAAGUGCUGAAAUAUCUUGGCCAGAUCCUAAAGAUCGUGAAAGAUUUGGUGUUUCACGCUUUUGGAUUAAGCUGAAGAAAGAAAACUCUCUAAUCCUGAACAUUACCACAGGAAGAGUGAAUGAAUAUGAAAUAAGUAAUCUCACUCCGUAUACUACAUAUGAAAUAUCUGUAGCUGCUGGCAAUGAUUAUGGUUUUGGUGAAGAGAGUAAUACUUCGUUCUUAACAUCUGAAGAAGGUGAGUGUUAAAAGAUGUGUGUUUUACUGCAAGCCAAAACUAGGUUCCUUUGUGCACUCAACAUGUAAACUUAAGUUAUACAAAAUUUAAAUAAAAACAUCUGUUUGUAUAUGCACUUUAGCUCCGAGUGGUCCUCCAUUGAAUAUCAGAACCACAUCAAGAAGUACAUCGUCAUUGUCUUUUGCUUGGGACCAUCCUGACACAACUAAACAAAAUGGCGUCAUUAUCAGUUAUAAAGCGUGUGUUUCACAUUCAGAAAAUGGUGUUUGCUUUCUGACAUUCAUUACAGGUGAAAGGAAGUGGCUCGUCGGAAAUUUGAAUCCAUUAACAAAAUAUUAUGUUCGUGUUCUUGCAAGUACUAAAGUUGGUCAUGGAAACUACAGUGAAAGUAAAGGAUUUUUUACGAGUGGAAGUAAGUAAUCUUAUAAACUCGCUCUUGCACACUUCAUUACCUUUGCCAUAUUUGUUUUAACGUCCGUCUAUCUGUCAGCCAGAUAACUCGAAAACUAUAAAACGAUUUAAUACGAAAUUUUGUGGAUCCAUUGGCAUUAGCUCGUGCAGUAGAUCAAGGUUGAAUCGAUUAAAUUUUGGCUGAAUUUAGAUGAAAAUUGGUCAGAUAUUUUAUAGGAGAUUGUCUUGCUUUCCGAGCCGAAACGAACUGAAUGAAUAAGUAAUUGAUGCAUAAUUUAUUAAUUAGAUUAUUUUACUUUCGCUGGCAGUGAAGCGCGUUCUGCUAUUGUUCAUCAUGAUAUAGUAUAUUUUGUACAUCAGUAUCUGCCACUUACCUUUUGUAUUUGUACGAUUAUUUAUUACACAUUUAAACAUAAUUUGUACUUUUUCAGAUCUAGUUUUGUUAGCUAUAAAUCUCACUGUCACUAACAUCAAGUCUAGAAGUGCUGAAAUGUCUUGGCAAGAUCCUAAAGAUCAUGAAAGAUUUGGUGUUUCACGCUUUCGAAUUAAAUUGAAGACAGAAAACUUGCUAAUCCUGAACAUUACCACAGGAAAAGUGAAUAAAUAUGAAAUAAAUAAUCUCACUCCAGAUACCACAUAUGAAAUAUCUGUAGCUGCUGAAACUGAUUAUUAUGGUUUUGGCAAAGAGAGUAUUACUUCGUUCUCAACAUCUGAAGAAGGUGCGUGUUAAAGUAUUUAAAUUGUUUUUCUGAGAUAAAGUGUUUUUCUGCAAGGCAAAACAUGGUUCCUUUAUACAUUCGUGCCUGCAAAAUGUCUACUUCAGUUAAUACAUAAAAUUUAAAUAUAAACAUCUGUUUAUAUAUACACUUUAUAUAAUUAUAAUUAGCUCCGAGCGGUCCUCCAUUGAACAUCAGAACCACAUCAAGAAGUGCAUCGUCAUUGUCUUUCGCUUGGGAUCCUCCUGACACCAAUAAACAAAAUGGCGUCAUUAUCAGUUAUACGGCGUGUGUUUCGCAUUCAGAAAAUGGUCGUUGCUUUCAGACAUUCAUUACAAGUGAAAGAAAGUGGCUUGUUGUUAAUUUGAAUCCAGUAACAAAAUAUUAUGUUCGUGUUCUUGCAAGUACUAAAGUUGGUCAUGGAAACUACAGUGAAAGUGAAGGAUUUUUUACGAAUGGAAGUAAGUACAACACCAGUGUCGUAUAUAUCUCUAUCUUUUUUGUGAUCCUACAAGAAAAUGCCGGCUCUGAAUUUUGUAUUUACCGUUUCGCUCAGUUGUUUAUUGUAUUUAGCACAUAAAACGAUAAGACAGAGAACAUUAAUGCCGAAUCUGAAAAAUCUUUAUUUUACGUUUUUACGUAUUCUGCUUUGACCUUUGUAUUAUCAAUUGUCAUUUGUCAAGUUGUUUAAUGGUUUGAGAAUUCAUAUUUUUUUCAGCAGUACCUUUACUGAGAUAAAAUUCUCAAUCCUUUCUUAUUUCAACUUUACUUAAGUAAAAUUUUCAGGCAAUACUUCUUUUACCUAAUAUCAUAACUUCGCUGAAUUCUGUUGAUAACAGUUCACUUUUUCCUACAGUACCGGCUAAGAAAGCCACAGCUGAAACAUCAAGUACACUCACAUUUUCAUUGAAGAUUCCAUCAAAAACGUUUGUGUAAGUAUAUUAAUAUUUGACUGUAAAUGGUGUGGCAGAUAAAUACAUGGUAUAAUGUAUUAUUUGGUUUAUAUGAAGAAGGCAAAUUUUGAUUUAUAGAUAUUUCUACGUAGUGGCUUUGAAAUUAAAAGACGGCCAAGAGCCUGCAUCAUCUGACAGUUACCAGAGCAAUGAGUUAGUGACGUAUGCUGAGGCGGAAAACUCAACCAAUCCGAAACCUUAUAUUGCUGCGGUAAUUACAUCCAGCGGUGUUGAUGAAAACAUGUUUAUACUUGGUGAUGGCAGAAAUACAGAUGAUCCAACUUCACGAAAACGGAGGUCAACUACAAGUGAUUAUUUUAAUGGUCCGUUGCAGCCUGGCACUAGUUAUAGUGUUUUUCAAAGGAUUAUUAUCAAUGCAAUGGUAUGAUAUUGGGGUGGGGGGUGGGGGCAGCAAACUUUGUAUUGAACGCACUGAUCUCAAAACCGAGCUGGGUUAUGGAGCCAAUGGCGGCCAUAUUGCCAUAGAUAAUGAGUGGGCGUUGCAGGGAAAAGUUCAGGGAAACGAAAGGGCAAAUUGAAGCUUGCUAAUGGGGGCAAAUUUGAGUUUACACUUACAAUUUCUGCUGCGAUUUUAAGUGCGAUUCUUUCUUCUGAUUGAUGGGAACGAGCAAGUGAGUUGAGAAUGUUCUGAGUAUCUGAAUAUUCAUAACUCAUGCAUUCGUUUACAUUCAUCAAACGAAGAAAAUCACAACAAAAAUUGCAAGUUAAACAAGGGUUAAGAAAGAAAAACAAAAACGAGCAAAAAGUACUUCCACAUAUUUCCCUCAAUACGUUAUGACAUCAAUGUGUAGCUGGCUUAACAGAUCAAUGAAUUAAUAAAUUAUCGUCUUCUUUACUAUAGGUUGAUUAUUAUUCCACUGACUGGAGUCCUCCUUCAAAAACGAGUGAAGGUACAGAUAUAUUUCUUCCAUGUAAUUUUAAUUUGAUAUUGAUCAUUGGGUUCGCUAAGUAAGUUUAGUCCUGAUAAAAUCAAUAAAAAGUGAAUGAAAGCAGGUUGGUGUAUGAAUUUGCAGUAACAGUAUUUUGGCACAAUUUUUAUUAAAUCACUUACAGGUAUAUGCUUUUCCAACUUUAUUUAAUAUCAGACAUGUUGUAAAUUAUUUAAUACGUGAUGAUCUUCUUAAUCAUAUCUCAAACUCAAUAAUGCAUGAGUAAAUUAGCCAGCCAUAUUACUUUAGUUUGCGCACAUGAUAAUACUGGAUACUUGGUGGAGUAUAUAUUGAUCCAGACCUAUGACUGGAUCGAAAUUAAUUCAGUCCUUGGACUGGAUCAAAAUGAAUUCACUUCACCUUAAGUAAUUAUAGUGAUUUAUUUGUAUGAGAUGUCCUAUUUGAUCAAGUUCAACUAUGACGACUGCUGGACUAGAUUUCAAGUCCGCGUAAUUAGAUGAAGCCCAAGGCGAAGCUGAGCACUGGAUCAAAAUGCAGCGACUUGAAAUCUAGUCCAGUCCGAAUUGGAGGAUUUGAAAUAUUACUUCAAAUUUCAGCUCCAGUUACAGAUCAAGUUCCCACUGACGUUCCAGGCAAUGAUGAUGGUUCAAAAAACUAUCUUGUUGGAAUGACAGUAGCAAUAUUGGUGGUCAUUUUAGUUGUUAUUGUCGCUUCAUUAUAUUUUAUCUGUCAAAAGCGUCGACGCAAAUCAUCAAGCACCGAAGCAAAUGCGAAGAAGACAAAUGACGUAAGUAAUCCACAAUAUAUUUAUGAUGAUGUCGGCAAUUAUGAACAAGUAAACGAUGAACAGUCGACGUAUACAGGUCUCAAUAAGCCUGGGGAAGGAACUGAUGAUCAUUUAUAUGCUCAUUUAAAUGAGGUAACACAAAAUAUGCACGCAGAUCAGAAGGAAACUGGAUUCUAAUGUUUUAUUAAUGCAUAGUUAAUCAAGAUAUGUUCUGCUGUAAAUUUCAAAGUGUCCACAAUGAACUAGGAUUUUAUGUUGCAAACACAGCUUCACUGUGAAUAAAUCUUCUCAACUUUUGAUUGUUAAUAUUUCCACUGUACGUUUGAGUGUGCCAUUGGAUGAUUGCUUCAUUGUUUAUAUGCCAAAAAAUCAAUGUCUCGACCGUGCACAAAUUCACAUCGAAAUAAACAAAAAAUGAAACAAAUUUAAAACUCUCUCCAGAUCAUAUCUUCAUUGACUAUGGUUUAGACAAAAAACUUGUUCUUCGUUGUCUGAUUUUGCUCAGCAAUUCCGUGCAAUGAAAUGUAGAUGAACCAUUUUGUGAUAAUAAUACAAUUAUGUAGCAGACGUAAUUGAUACUAAUAACUAAUCGAUGUAUUCUAAUUAAGGACUUGGAUUUAAUUAGCCAAGGAGCGUGCAUAAUAAUUAAGCAGAUGUAAUUGAUACUAAUAACUAAUCGAUGUAUUCUAAUUAAGGACUUGGAAUUAAUUAGCCAAGGACCGUGCGUAAUAAUUAAGCGGACAUAAUUUAUACUAAUAACUAAUCGAUGUAUUCUAAUUAAAGACUUGGAAUUAAUUAGCCAAAGAGCGUGCGUAAUAAUUAAGCAGAUGUAAUUGAUACUAAUAACUCUAAUAACUAAUAACUAAUUGAUGUAUUCUAAUUAAGGACUUGGAGUUAAUUAGCCAGAGACCGUGCGUAAUAAUUAAGCAAACGUAAUUGACAUUAAUAACUAAUCGAUAUAUUCUAAUUAAGGACUUGGAAGUAAUUAGCCAAAGACCGUGCGUAAGUAAUUGAUACUAAUUACUAAUUUCAACUAAUUACAGUAUUCUAAUAACGCAUUGAGUCGAUCUGGGAAAAUUUGAUGGUCAAUCCAUGUGUAUGUACUUAAUGUGUAUUGUUACUCGUCCUUCGUACUCGUGCAAUUUUGAGUCUUUGAAAAACACACUCGUGCACGUUUCUUUCCAAAUUGCACUCGAAACCACACUACUAUUACCUAUACAAACAAUUAUGGUUAAACGUACAGGGCGCCAUGUUUUUGUAGUUAUCAAUUAAAAUACAGUAUCUCAAACGUUAUCAAAGGUACAGUAUCGCCAUGUUCCCACGAGGAUAAACUCGUUCCAGUCCACUUUUGUUCAGCCGAGCGUUAAAGUCCCUGCUAUACCGCGGGGAAAAUGCUACAUUAAAUACGCGUUAAUCCACGGCAGUGCAUGUCCCCGUUAAUUCCCCGCCCUUUCCCGGGGGUCGGGGAACCGGAGUUUCAGUUGACUAGUGCAGUAGUUAUUUAGCAAGUUUUUUAUUGUCAACUUAGUGACUAGUAGGUUCGUUCACUUUCGGUAUAAUAUAUCGUUUACAGACCCUCUACUCGGGGGAUUCAGGAAAGUAUUACACUUAGUGAUGAUAUCAGAGCGAAACCCCUCGGCGGAAAUAUCAUCACGUCGCGAUAAUAUUUGGCCGAAUCCCCCUCGCUCCUGGUCUAUAAUUAGCGAUAUUUUUAUUUCACUGUAUAUAUAUAUAUAUAUAUAUACGAGUAGGUUUGUGUAUACGAAACGCAAAGAGUGCUCAAUAUCAUAAAGAUAGAGCAAAUGUAGAAUUUCGCUUACCUCAAAAUUCCGCAACAGUCUGUUUCACCACAACAGUCUGUUCUUUACUGAUGAAACAGACUGCUGCGGAAUUUUGAGGUAAGCGAAAUUAUAUAUAUAUAUAUAUAUAUAUAUAUAUAUAUAUAUAUAUAUAUAUAUAUAUAUAUAUAUAUAUAUAUAUAUAUAUAUAUAUAUAUAUAUAUAUAUAUAUAUAUAUAUAUAUAUAUAUAAAUAUAUAUAUGUAUAUAUAUAUGUAUAUAUAUAUAUAUAUGUAUAGCUAGCUUGCGUUUAAUAUCGUAUCGGUUUUGCGUGCGAACGGUGGAAAACAGUUCGAUACGCUAUGUGUGAUCGGCCUAUAUUUUUUGAAUCGCCAGCAAAAUGUUAGCGUAUUUAAACUAAUCUGGCUUUUCCUGACAAUAAAGGAAACAUUUACAGUGGCUUAAUGAUCGAUAUUUUUCAUUCAAUUUGAAAAGAACCACGGACUUCAUGCCGACUCUCUAUAAAGAUUUAUCUGAUUGGGUUUCGCUACAUUGGUUCAUUUCGUCUUCUGCGCUUUCAUAACGUAAAUGCUUCAGAGAUCUUGUUUCAAAACAUUUGAAAUUGAAGUCUGCUUCCUUGAAGAAGAUGUUUCCAAGUUUUUACAUUUUCUAGUAUUGGCUGUAUAGUUUCCCUGUUACUGAAAAAUAAAAUUUUCGUGGUUUAACAGAAGAAGCCUUGAGGAGUCAAACUGAAACAGGAAUUUGCCUGACUGUUUACUUGUCAUCAGAAUGCGUAAUUGUUUAUCGUUUAAGUAUAAUUGGAUCUUGCAUAUACUAAUACGACUAAUAAUAGCUUGGGAACCAAUUUUCUUUUCAAUAAGUGAAAAUAAUACUUAACAAUGCCACUUGAUAUAGAUAUCUAAGUAAAUCAACAACGUUUUAUUCAAUUUAUAGAUUAUGAUAGUCAGGUAGCUCUGUCGGUCGCAGAGAUUCCCCAUAUAGAGAAGAAGUCUUACUGAUCAGCGGAAAACUCUGCGGAGAAUAGAGGUUUGGUUGUGAGAAAGUUAUAACUCAAUUGUUCUAAACAUCUAGAAGUUGCUAAAACGUAACAUCUCAGCAUGAUGUACUUGUUAUAUGUCAUAUCUGAGAACAAUUAAAAUGAUAAAAUCUUACUAAAAUUCUUAGCUUUGUAGAGUGUAUACUUAGUGUGUGAACAUUCAAGGUACACAGCUUUCCCACCUAUAACCACAAUAGACAAAGGGAACCUUUUUCCUUAGGAAUGUUUGGUAUUUUCUUGUUAUGCAAUUAUGGAAAGCAGGUAAGGCUUAUAUCUAAUUUGGUUUUGCUACAUUGAUUUAUUUCGUCUUUCGCAUUCACAACGUAGAUGUUUGCAUCUAGUCUCAAAAUUAGAAGUCAAUUUCCUGGUUUAAAAGAAGAUGUUUCCAAAGUGUUUUCAUUUUGUGAUGUUGGUUAUCGUGUCCUCACAAUUGAAAGGUACAAGUUUUUUUGUGAUCCUGUAUUUAUAACGUGCUGAAUUAACCGAUAGAGACUAAUUCAUAACUAUAACAAGAGAGUCAAAAUUAACGAUCUCAAAAGAGUCGUUCUGUUGUCGAACGACUUUUGGGGUCAAACGACUCAGAAAUAGGCCUAAUGGUAUACAGUGUUAGAUGCCGUUUACAAAUUUCAAAUUCAUUCAAAAUCAACCUAAUUGUAUGAAUAUUUUAUCACUGCACAAUCCAUAAGCCACAGAGUCAGAGAGUGCCAGUCCAGAGCUCAAGACUAUAUACUGUGCCUAUACUGGUACUCCAUGAAGGGAUAUUUUACGAACAACACACUGAAAGUCCAUGCCACAAUUAGUAAUCCGUGACAAGAAUUUUUCUUUUCAAAUCAAAUCAAGUCGCAUUAAAUUUUAUUUCCGUAUAGGUUACAAACCUCUUCAGUGAUGUGUCACUGGUAUCAAUGAGGGCCAACUUCGUCACUGUGGCACAAAUUGGUUAUCACUGCGGCACUAAAAUUAGGUAUGCAUCGCGAUUCACUUGCUUUCAUAAUAUAAUGUGAACAUAACUUUAACCAAAUUAAAAAAAUAGUAUAAAUGCUGACUUAAUGCACUGUCAAAGUUAUUUUAUUUUAUUUAUUUUAUUUUACAAUAUUUGUCACAUGACCGGUUUAACCCACAGAGCUAGUUGCUCCUUUGCGGGUAACCUGCUAAUGCAAUACUGAAAUAUAGGUUAACACAGUGGACAUAUCACUUCAAAAUCGCUAAUCACUGAGACGUUUGAUUUAAAUGAUCCUGAGCAAUUCUAAUCAUGUGGUCGAAAAAAGGAAUUUAAUUUAAAUUUCACAUGCUCUCUAACAAAGUGAUAUUUCCACUGGGUUAACAGCAACUAAUGACAACACAGUUUGACAAAAACACUGGACAAGGGACGACACAAAUGACACUUUACACACACUGUUUUAAACGUUUGUGGAACAUCAAUGUCGUAGACCUCUUCAACAAGUUUUUGGUAAUAUUUAAAUAGGCCGCAUUUAAAUUGACUGAUUGAGAGAUUUGACUGCCGUAAGUGUGAUGGUAAACAGUUAAAAGUCCUGGGUGAUCUGCAGUAAUAACUGUUCUGAAAUGUUAAAGUGUUUACUCUAGGAACUUGUAAUAUAAUUUUUGCUGUUCCAUCAUUUUCUCUCGUCAACCGAUCUGUUGUCUUUACAUAGAUAUUAUGGUCAUUAGAUAGAACUAACGCUUUGUAGAGGUAGACCAUAUCCAGGAAUUCAUGCCAGUAUGUUAAUGGUAGUAAAAUAUUAUUAUUAUUAUUAAGUACACUUUCAUCGGAAAACGAGGCUGAUGUUUUCUGGGGCAGGCUCCCUUGAAUAGAUUGGGAGGGAGCCACUUGUAUUGAGUUUAAUGGUUUUGAGGAUGAGAGAACGUUCAGAACAAAAUGCGAUGAAAACAGCAUGAACAUUUGCCGCUAUUAUCCACAUAUAAAAAUAUCCAUUAUAGCGUUACAUGCAUGGCAAAAUAACCAAUGUUCUUUUCGUAUGUGUAGUUCAGGAUGUGUUUCCAUCAUAUUCAUCUCUGCCUUACGAAGGUGUUGUACAAAUUACCACUGAUAGUGGGACCAAGAAAGUUUGUUAAAUAAUUAGAAGAAUGAAAGAACAACCUCAAUGUGGUCAAUCUGAUCUCUUCAUCAAAAUCUAGAAUGCUUAACUUUUUAUUUUCAUAUUUUAGGUGGUGACUGGUGGUAUUAUAGACUAUAUUAUAAACCACUGUUACAAGAUCAACGAAGAUUUCCUGAUUCAUCAUUUAGUGCGUCUGCUUCUUCAGAAGGUCACAGUGCUUCUGAUGCAAGAAUAUCUAGUGGUAGUUCUUGGUGUGCUCCUGUCUCAGAUGACAAACCUGAUUAUCUUCAGUGGACUUAGGAAGACAGUAUUAUAUGUCUGAUCUAGUAACAUGUGGUGACAGUACGGGGACACCAAUUUGGUGUUUAUUUACACUGACAGAGUAAACUUAAACCAUCCUAGGUUAUUUAACGCUGCUUUGGUGUAAAUCCGUUUGCCUCUGUGGGGACACCAAUUUGGUGUUUAUUUACACUGAGAGAGUAAACUUACACCAUGCUAGGUUAUUUAACGCUGCUUUGGUGUAAAUCCGUUUGCCUCUGUGGGGACACCAAUUUGGUGUUUAUUUACACUGAGAGAGUAAACUUACACCAUGCUAGGUUAUUUAACGCUGCUUUGGUGUAAAUCCGUUUGCCUCUGUGGGGACACCAAUUUGGUGUUUAUUUACACUGAGAGAGUAAACUUACACCAUGCUAGGUUAUUUAACGCUGCUUUGGUGUAAAUCCGUUUGCCUCUGUGGGGACACCAAUUUGGUGUUUAUUUACACUGAGAGAGUAAACUUACACCAUGCUAGGUUAUUUAACGCUGCUUUGGUGUAAAUCCGUUUGCCUCUGUGGGGACACCAAUUUGGUGUUUAUUUACACUGAGAGAGUAAACUUACACCAUGCUAGGUUAUUUAACGCUGCUUUGGUGUAAAUCCGUUUGCCUCUGUGGGGACACCAAUUUGGUGUUUAUUUACACUGAGAGAGUAAACUUACACCAUGCUAGGUUAUUUAACGCUGCUUUGGUGUAAAUCUGCUUGCCUCUGUGGGGACACCAAUUUGGUGUUUGUUUACACUGAGAGAGUAAACUUACACCAUGCUAGGUUAUUUAACGCUGCUUUGGUGUAAAUCCGCUAGCCUCUGUGGGGACACCAAUUUGGUGUUUAUUUUCACUGAGAGAGUAAACUUACACCAUUCUAGGUUAUUUAACGUUGCUUUGGUGUAAAUCCUCUUGCCUCUGUGGGGACACCAAUUUGGUGUUUAUUCACACUGAGAGAGUAAACUUACACCAUGCUAGGUUAUUUAACGCUGCUUUGGUGUAAAUCUGCUUGCCUCUGUGGGGACACCAAUUUGGUGUUUAUUUACUCUACUGUGGUUUAUCAUGAUGUUGUUUUCAUCUUCUGUACUUGUACGAUUAUUUAUUACACAUUUAAACAUUAUAUUUUGUACUUUUUCUUAUAGCUUUCUUUCCAGACAAACCAACAAACCUCACCGUCACUAACAUCACGUCUAGAAGUGCUGAAAUAUCCUGGCUAGAUCCUGAUAAUAAAGGGACAUAUGGUCUUUUAUCCUUUCGGAUAGAGCUGAAGAAAGAAAACUCUCUAAUCCUGAACAUUACCACAGGAAGAGUGAAUAAAUAUAAAAUAAAUAAUCUCACUCCGUAUACUACAUAUGAAAUAUCUGUAGCUGCUGGAAAUUCUUCUUACGGUUUUGGUGAAGAGAGCAAUACUUCGUUCUUAACAUCUGAAGAAGGUGAGUGUUAAAAGAUGUGUGUUUUACUGCAAGUCAAAACACGGUUCUUUUAACAUUUAUGCAACAAAAUGUCUACUUCAAUUAGUACAUAAAAUUUCAAUAAAAACAUCGGUUUGUAUUAUACACUUCAGCUCCGAGCAGUCCUCCAUUGAACAUCAGAACCACAUCAAGAAAUGCAUCGUCAUUGUCUUUCGCUUGGGAUCCUCCUGACACAACUAAACAAAAUGGCGUCAUUAUCAGUUAUACAGCGUGUAUUUCACAUUCAGAAAAUGGCCCUUGCUUUCACACAUUUAUUACAAGUGAAAGGAGAUGGCUUUUUGUUAAUUUGAAUCCAUUAACAAAAUAUUAUGUUCGUGUUCUUGCAAGUACUAAAGCUGGUCAUGGAAACUACAGUGAAAGUAAAGGAAUUUUUACGAGCGGAAGUAAGUGAUCUUAUGUGAACGCGUUCUAACACACUUCAUUGCCUUUGCCAGGUUUGUUUUAACGUCCGUCUAUCUGUCAGCCGAAAAACUUUGUAGAACCAUUGGCAUGCAUUAGCUCGGUCAGUAGACGAAGGUCAAAUCGAUCAAAUUUUAGAUGAUAAAUUCAUCUAAACGAUAAAAGUUGGAUAAGAUAAAUUGAAAAAGAUUGUCUUGCUUUCCGAGUCGAAAGGAAUGAAUAUUUUACUUUCGCUGGCAAUAAGCGCACUGUGCUGUAGUUUAUCACGAUAUUAUAUUUGAACAUCAGUAUCUGCCUCUGAUCUUUUCUACCUGUGUAUACGAUUAUUUAUUACACAUUUAAACAUUAUAUUUUGUACUUUUUCAGAGAUAGUUUUGUUACCUAUAAAUCUUACCAUCAUUAACAUCAAGUCUAGAAGUGCUGAAAUAUCUUGGCCAGAUCCUAAAGAUUAUGAAAGAUUUGGUGUUUCACGCUUUUGGAUCAAACUGAAGAAAGAAAACUCUCUAAUCCUGAACAUUACCACAGGAAAAGUGAAUAAAUAUGAAAUAAAUAAUCUCACUCCGUAUACUACUUAUGAAAUAUCUGUAGCUCCAGGAAAUGAUUAUGGUUUUAGUAAAGAGAGUAUUACUUCGUUCUUAACAUCUGAAGAAGGUGAGUUAUAAAAGAUAUGUGUUUUUGAAAGGCAAAACGUGGUUGCUUUAUACGCUCAACAUCUACUUCAGUUAAUACACAAAAUUUAAAUAAAAACAUCUCUUUAUAUAACACUUUAGCUCCGAGCGGUCCUCCAUUGAACAUCAGAACCACAUCAAGAAGUGCAUCGUCAUUGUCUUUUGCUUGGGAUCCCCCUGACACAACUAAACAAAAUGGCGUCAUUAUCAGUUAUACAGUGUGUAUUUCACAUUCAGAAAAUGGUGCUUGCUUUCAGACAUUUAAUACAGGUGUAAGGAAGUGGCUUGUUAUUAAUUUGAAUCCAUUAUCAAAAUAUUAUGUUCGUGUUCUUGCAAGUACUAAAGUGGGUCAUGGAAACUACAGUGAAAGUAAAGGACUUUUUACGAGUGGAAGUAAGUAAUCUUAUAAACGCGCUCUUGCACACUUCAUUACCUUUGCCAGGUUUGUUUUAACGUCCGUCUAUCUGUCAGCCAGAUAACGUUGUAGAACCAUUGACAUUGGCUCGGGCAGUAGACCAUGGUCAAAUCGAUCAAAUUUUGGCUGAAUUAAGAUGAAAGUUGGAUCAGAUAUUUUGUAAGAGAUUCUCUUGCUUUCCGAGCCGAAAAUAAUGAAUAAGUAAUUGAUGCAUAAUUUAUUAAUUAGAUCUUUUACUUUUGCCGGCAAGGGAAGGGCAAUCUACUGUAGUUCAUCAUGACAUUAUUUUUUGUAUAGUGAUUAUUUAUUAUACGUUUAAACAUUAUAAUUUUACCUUUUUCAGAUCUAGUUUUGUUACCUGUAAAUCUUACCGUCACCAACAUCAAGUCUAGAAGUGCUGAAAUAUCUUGGCAAGAUCCUAAAGAUCAUGAAAGAUUUGGUGUUUCACGCUUUUGGGUUAUACUGAAGAAAGAAAACUCGCUAAUCCUGAACAUUACCACAGGAAAAGUGAAUAAGUUUGAAAUAAAUAAUCUCACCCCAGAUACUACAUAUGAAAUAUCGGUGGCUGCUGAAACUGAUUAUUAUGGUUUUGGUGAAGAGAGUAUUACUUCGUUCUUAACAUCUGAAGAAGGUAUGUGUUAAACGGAUAAGCCUUUUUGAAAGGCAAAACAUGGUCCCUUUAUACACUUAACAUGUCUAUUUCAGUUAAUACAUAAAAUUUCAAUAAAAACAUCUGUUUAUUUAUACACUUUAGCUCCGAGCGGUCCUCCAUUGAAUAUCAGAACCACAUCAAGAAGUGCAUCGUCAUUGUCUUUCGCUUGGGAUCCUCCUCAUACAACUAAACAAAAUGGCGUCAUUGUCAGUUAUACAGCGUGUGUUUCACAUUCAGGAAAUGGUCCUUGCUUUCAAACAUUCACUACAAGUGAAAAUAAGUGGCUCGUUAUUGAUUUGAACCCAUUAACAAAAUAUUAUGUUCGUGUUCUUGCAAGCACUAAAGUUGGUCAUGGAAACUACAGUGAAGGCGUAGGAUUUUUUACGAAUGGAAGUAAGUACAGCGUAGAAUGGAAGUAAGUAAAGUUUAACUUUAAAAAAUCGGUAUUUACUUGAAACGAAGUAUUAUUGUCAAGAAAUACUUUUUACUUGUAACGAAGUACGAUUUUUAACUUCGUUACUAUUCGUUUUGUCCGCGAAGUUAAAAAAAAGUUGUCAAUGGUGGGACUGAAAAUCUGUCUAGAGUGGAGAGAUUGCCUGUCUGUCUGUUGGUUAAAGUUCAGUUCAGUGAUAUCAAAGUAUAUACCGGGGCGUAGGAAGCAUCAAAAGAUUGGGAGGGGGCACCGGCUUUCGGGGACACUUGGGAUAUCAAAAAGCCUAAAAAAGGACACCUGAAAAUUUUUUCCCGGAAAGGUUGGCGACGGAGGCGGGUUGGGAAAGGGGAAAGUUUUUCCCGUCUAUACCAUACCGAAAUUGCACGUUUUUAACCGUUUUCCACAUUCAAGUAAAAUUUUCAGACAAUACUUUCCCUUUACCUUUUAUGUCAUAACUUCGCUGAACAUUGUUGAUAACAGUUCACUUUUUCCUACAGAACCGGCUGAGAAGGCCAUAGCUAAAACAUCGAGUACACUUACAUUUUCAUUGAAAAUUCCAUCAGAAACUUUUGUGUAAGUAUGUUAGUAUGACUCUCUGAUAUAGUGUUGCAGAUAAGUACUUAUUAUCUAGCAGGUAUAAUAAUAUCUCAUUUGACAUUUGGUUUAUAUGAAGAAGGCAAGUCUUGAUUUAUAGAUAUUUCUACGUGGUGGCUUUGAAAUUAAAAGACGGCAAAGAGCCUGCAUCAUCUGACAGUUACCAGAACAACGAGUUAGUGACGUAUGUCGAGGCGGAAAAAUCGAGCAAUCCGACACCUUAUAUUGCUGCGGUAGUUACAUCCAGCGGUGUUGAUGGAAACGUGUUUGUACUUGGUGACAGUAGAAAUACAGACGAUCGAAAUUCGCGAAAACGGAGAUCAACAUCAAGUGAUUAUUUUAAUGGUCCGUUGGAGCCUGGCACUAGUUAUAGUGUUUUUCAAAGGAUUAUUAUCAAUGAAAUGGUAUGAUAUUGGGCUAGGGUGUGGGGGCAGCUGGCUGCAAACUUUCAGUUGAAGCGCACUGGUCAUAAAAUCGGCCUGGAUUAUGGAGCCAAUGACGGCCAUAUUGCCAUAGAUAUUGAGCGGGCAUUGCAGGGAAAAGUUCAGGCAAUAAAGGGGCAAAUUGAAGCUUGCUAAAGGGGCAUAUUUGAGUUCACAAUUUCUGCUGCGAUAUUAAGAGCAAUUUUUUUCUUUUGAUUGAUGUAAACGAACAAAAACGAGCAAAACGUAUUGUCACAUAUUUCGCUUAAUACGUUAUGACAUCAAUGUGUAGUUGGCUUGACAAAUCAAUAAAUUAACAAAUUAUCGUCUUCUCUACUAUAGGGUGAAUAUUAUUCCACUGACUGGAGUCCUCCUUCAAAAACGAGCGAAGGUACAGGUAUAUUUCUUCCAUAUAAUUUUUAUUUGACAUUGAUCAUUGGGUUAGAUAAGUAUAAGUUUAGUAAUGUUAAAAUCAAUAAAAAUAAAUAAAUGGAGUAUGAAUUUACAGUAACAGUAUUUUGUCACAAUUUUUAUUAAAUACACUCCAGGUAUAAUAUUGCAUUUUCAAUUUUAUUUAAUAUCAGACAUGUCGUAAAUUAUUUAAUACAUGAUGAUAUGAUAAUCUUCUUAAUUAAUCAUAUCUCAAACUCAUUAAGAGGAGAUUUUUUUGUAUGUCACGUAACACGCGCUCAGAACUAAUGCGUAUAAUAUAUCACUCGAGAUUAUGACUAAAUUCAAAAUUUUUAUUUUUCGAUACGUUUCUCAAUCGGCAAACAAACUUAGAAAGUAUGUUUAGUGCUUUAUCUGAAAAUAAUGCUAAAAUGAAGAGAUUUUAGAUGAUACGCCAAAGAGAAAAUGAUGUCUGAAGUUCAGUAAGUUUUGCUUAUAUGACUGUAAAUAUGACGCCAAUUUUAAAGCAUCAUUGAUAAUUGUAUUUUAAUUGACAAUUUUUAACUAUUAUUUUAUGUGUCUCAACCGGCAGAUGCAUUUAAAAAGGUAGCUAACUCUAUAAACUAGAGAACAAAGGUAAAACAAAGUAAUUUUGAGAGGAACGCCAAAACGAUUUUAGGUUUUGAACACUUUUCAUCGCAAAUACGUGACAUUGAAAAAAAAUUGCCUCUUACAGGUAAACUACGUGAAGCGUUCCUCUUUUGAGUUUCUAAAUUGAUUGCAAUUUUCCUCAUUACUUUUGCAAUUUAAAAAACACCCUUGCAAAUCCCUUGAGGGAAUGUUGCCAAAAAAAAAUUCCUCAGUUCCUGUUAGAAGUUCUUAACUUCCUGUUACAAGUUCCUAACUUCCUGUUCUGUUCUGGGCGUUGCAAUUGGCUAACAAAAAUAAUCGACCAAUAACAACGCUCAGAACAGAACAGGAAGUUGGGAAAUUAAAACAGGAAGUUAGGAAAAUUUAAAAUGAAGUUUGGAAUAUUGCAACAGCCGAUGGGAACAUUGCAAAUUCCCUCAAGGGAUUUGCAAAGAGUUUUUUAAAUUUGCAAGGCUAAUGAGGAAAAUUCCAAAUGAGUUACGAAGUCAAAAGAGGAACGCUUCACGUAGUUUACCUGUAAUAAUUUAUGAGUAAAUUAGCCUACCAUAUUAGUUUAAUUUGCUCACAUGAUAAUACUGGAUAUUUGCAUGCAUGGUGAAGUAUAUUGUUCCACUCCUAGGAUUGGAUUGAAAUUAACGCAGUCCCAUAAGACUGGCCAUGGAUCAAAAUUAAUUCACCUCACUUCCAGGUUAUCUUGAUACGCAGAAAAGUACUGGCACUAGUUGUCAAAUAGAAAUCCAUUUUAUGAUUAAAACAACUGAAUAUCUCCUGUAAUAUACUUUAUUUCGAUUCCAUAUUUUUGUCAGAGCUAUAGUUCUCAUAACCAAACAUAAUUACAAAAUUUCAACUAGUUUCAUGAAGAAUAAUGAAAGAUAUAAUUGACUGAAUACAUCAAAAUGGAUUUCUAUUCGGACAACCCUUUCUGAGCGCUGAUUGGCUAAAAUACGAACACGAGAUCACCUGGUUUAUAAGUAGUGAUUUAUUCGUAUGAGAUGUAAUUAUUUGAAAUCCGACUGGACUAGAUUUCAAGUCCGCGUAAUUAGAUGAAGUCCGAGGCGAAGUCGAGCACUGGAUGAAAAUGCGACGACUUGAAAUCUACUCCAGUCCGAAUUGGAGGAUUUGAAAUACUACUUCAAAUUUCAGGUCAAGGUGACACGGACGACAACGGUGAUGGUUCUAAGAACUAUCUUAUUGGAAUGACAGUAGCAAUAUUGGUGGUCAUUUUAGUUGUUAUUAUCGCUUUAUAUUUUAUCUGUCAAAAUCGUCGACGCAAAUCAUCAAGUACCGAAGCAAAUGUGGAGAAGACGAAUGAAGUAAGUGCUCCACAUUAUAUUGAUGAUGAUGUCAGCAAUUAUGAACAAAUAGACGAUGAACAGUCUACGUAUACAGAUCUCAAUAGGUCUGGUGAAGUAAUUGAUGAUCAUGUAUAUGGUCAUUUAUACGAGAUAACACAAAAUAUGCGCGCAGAUCAGGAAACUGGAUUCUAAUGUUUUAUCACUGCAUAGUUAAUCAAGAUAUGGUCUGCCGUAAAUUUCAAAAUGUCUACAAUGAACUAGGAUUUUAUGUUGGAAACACAGCUUCAUUAAGAAUAAAUCUUCUCAACUUUUGCUUGUUAAUAGAGACAUACAGAGACGUAACUAGUGUACCCACUUUUUUGUGCGCAUGCUCGGCAGGUUUCUAGAUGCAUGCAUCUGAUUGGAUGACGACCUGAUGACGACUCACUUUAAACUUGCUGAGCACCCGCAGUUGAUCAUUUUUUUGCUCGGUCGCCUGAAAAAAGGUGGUACAUGAAAACGUAAUCUUCCGCAGUGUUUACAACGGUCAGUUACGUUUCUGUAUGUCUCUACUCUGUCUUAAUUUUUCGACUGUACGUUUGAGUGUGCCAUUGGAUGAUUGCUUCACUGUUAUGCCAAAAAAUCAAUGUCUCGACCGUGCACAAAUUUACAUAGAAAUAAACAAAAAAUGAAACAAAUUUAAAACUCUCUCCAGAUCAUAUCUUCAUUGACUAUGGUUUAGACAAAAACUUGUUCUUCGUUGUCUGAUUUUGCUCAGCAAUUCCGUGCAAUGAAAUGUAGAUGAAUCAAUUUUGUAAUAAUAAUACAAUAAGGUAGCAGACGUAAUUGAUACUAAUAACCAAUUGAUGUAUUCUAAUUAAGGACUUCGAAUUAAUUAGCCAAGGAGCGUGCGUAAUAAUUAAGUAGACUUAAUUGCUUAAUUGAUACUAAUAACUAAUCGAUAUAUUCUAAUUAACAACUUGGAAUUAAUUAGCCAAGGACCAUUAAGCAGACAUAAUUGAUACUAAUAACUAAUCGAUGUAUUCUAAUUAAGGACUUGGAAGUAAUUAGCCAAGAACCGUGCGUAAUAAUUAAGCAGAUGUAAUUGAUACUAAUAACUAAUCGAUAUAUUCUAAUUAAGGACUUGGAAUUAAUCAGCCAAGGACCGUGCGUAAUAAUUAUGUGCCUAAUAAAGCGGACAUUUUUUUUCAUUCAAUUUGAAAAGCACCACCGACUUUCGAUAAAGAUUUAUCUAAUUUUGUUUCGCUACAUUGGUCCAUUUCGUCUUCCGCAUUCACAACGUAAGUGUUUAUUUACAUCAUGUAUCAAAAUUAGAAGUCGAUUUCCUGGUUUAAAGAAGAUGUUUCCAAAGUGUUUUCAUUCUGCGAUGUUGGUUGUCGUGUCCUUACAAUUGAAAGGUAUAAGUCUUUUUAUGAUCCUGCAUUUAUAACGUGCUGAAUUAAUCAUAAGAAGACAGAGAUUACUUCAAAACUACAUUGUAAAUUCAAGAGAGUCAAAGUUAACGAUCUCAAAAGAGUCGUUCUGCGGUGGAACGACUUUCGGGGUCAAACGACUCUGGAAAGAAUAGUAUACACUGUUAGUUAAUCUUGAACUCUGUGCCAGUGUAGGCAGUGCCAUUGUGCCAGCAAUAUGAACAAGCUUUCGUUGGUAGGGAUGCAAUUAAACUGCCUGAAAAAUACAAGGAGAAUUUCGACGUUUCGAGCGAAGGCUUUUCGUCUGGAGCGUACUCAGUAUCACAGCAUGAUGCACGUAUUGUCAUAUCUGCAUGAGAACAAUUAAAAUAAUAAAAUCUUAGCUCUGUCCAAAUAUAUGAAGUGUACUUAGAAAAUUAAGAGGAAAUUUGACAGAUAAUCCAGUAUUUAGCAUAUUCAUGUUAAAACAUACACAGCUUUCCCUUACCUGUUAGCUAAAGUUUUAAGACGAAGCGUUGUAAAAAUAUUACUCGCAUGCAUGAUUAACUUUCUGACUGAUAACUGUUACCAUCUAACCAGAACCAGAAUAGACAUCAAGGGAGACCUUUUGUCUUGAGCAUGUUUGGUAUAUUAUUAUUCAAUUUGAAAUGCACUACAGACUUCAUGCCGAGUUUCAAUAAAGAUUCAUCUGAUUUUAAUUGUUUCGCUACAUUGGUUCAUUUCGUCUUCUGCAUCUCAAAAUUAGAAGUCGAUUUUCUGGAUCAAAGAGGAUGUUUCCAAAGUGUUUUCUUUUUGUGAUGUUGGUCGUCGUGUCCUUACAAUUUAAAGGUAUAAGUCUUUUUGUGAUCCUGCAUUUAUAACGUGCUGAAUUAACCAUAAGAACGAUAGAGAUUAUAGUUUAGAAUAGAAUAGAAUAGAAUGCAUGCACUGUCAGAUGCCUUUUACAAAUUUCAAAUUCAUUCAAAAUCAUUGGUCACGUUUCAAAAUCAUCACGACAUACCUACCUAAUUGUAUGAAUAUUUUAUAACUGCACAAUCCAUAAGCCGAGUCUGCCAGUCCAGAGCUUAAGAAACGGGUGGGUUUGAUCUCUUUUAUUGCACACAUUGUUUAAUUAAUUUAAAUAUUUUAGCUAGAUUAAUUGAAUUAUUAAAGAAUUUCUCACAGCAAAUGUUAUCACAGCACAUUUUUAGUUUAUCACUGCGGUACUUCUGCGGUACACUAAUUGUUUAUCACUGCAUGCGGCACGAAAAUUAGGCAUGCAUCACGAUUUCACCUCGCGUUUUAUAAUAUUAUAACUAAUUUCGAGUGUUGAACAUGAUAUCUCACGAGUGAGUGCAGCGAACGAGUGAUAUAUCAUGUUCAACACGAGAAAUAAAUCUGGCAUUUCCAAGCGCCCAUGUAUUUUUCUGUUUAUUAUAUAAACAAAAUUGAAAAACAAUAAAACAUCCGUGCCAAUUCGUUUUACAACAAGUUCUCUGAUUGGUGUUUGCAAAAAUGAUAUUUUCACACGUAAAAAUAUCGUAUUUUUUACGUGUGUUUAAAUACGAUUUUUCUCAGUGGCCAAAAACUCUAUAUAACACUUAUGUUUAUAUAAUAAAAAGAUUUAUUACAUGCUUAUAUAUAUACUCUGUCAAAGUUUAUGUGUUUACUUUGACCAAAGCAUAAAAUGAUGCUCUGGCCACAGGCGGAAUGUUUUAAACAUGAGAUCUGCAGUCAAGGAUUUCCAACUUUUUUGUCAAUAGCCGAUAACCCUGAAAAUAUGAUUAGAACGGAUAUUUACAGAAUACAGCGCAGCCGCUAAGAAAAAACUCACAGAGAAUAAUAAUUUUAGAGAGUAGUAAUUUUAUUUUUGCAUUGUUUUCCAGGUACAGCUUGUUUCUUUGUGAAAUGGUUUUGGGGCUUUGCUUUUCCAGGACAGUGUAUGAGCGACACAGGUCAAAUACAGUCAAACGGCAGUUGGGGAAACUUGUCUUUUGUACGAGUUUCCGACAACAGCUGUCUGGAUCCAGCUGCUCAGUUUCGGUUUCGUGAUAAUGGUGCCAUGUUGAAUCUAAAAAGACAGGGAUGUCUCGCUGCUCUUCGUAGGAAUGGUUCUGGUUAUAAUCUUGAUAUGUUUUAUCUUUACGUUGACUCAGUCAGUUUAGACACAGCUGCUUGCGCUCAGAAGCCUAACGAGAGCAUCUAUCGUGCUAUAACCCAGACUCCUGAGGGAAGGUUAUCUGUUUAUUAUAAAGGGAAAGAUAAGACUUCAUUUCAAACCUGGUGUGCAGUCCGUUCCCAUAAAGCAAUUACACCUGAACUUUAUCAAAAAUAUGGAGGAAAUUACAUAGGAAUGAGCACACCAUGCGGUCGUUCCAUCUAUGGUUAUCAGGUAUUCAUUUUCGGUAAGUAUUUGUUAAAUAUUUUCUAAUGUCUGAAGACGUUGUUGCCUAGAGUUUUAUAUUAUAUUAAAUGAAACAAUACUAUAUCUUUUCUUUUCACUCAAUCUAUUUAUUUGGUUAGAGUCCACGAUUUCAAGUAAAUGUCCGUACAUAAAACACAAAAAGGUGUAUAUACUAGCAUCGGAAAUUUACGAAGUUUAACAUUGAGUGAGUUUAACGAAUGUCUACGACCAUAGUUAAUAGAGGAGAUGGUUUGGAAACUUAUUAGCAUUACAAUAAACCUCACUAUCUAUGUUUUUGUUCAGGUUUAUGCAAAAAUGUGGUCUUUCAUCGUCACGUGCGUAUUGUAUUUUUGCUCAACCAGCCAAUAGCAACGCUUUUAUCCAAUUGCUCAUCCAUGACUUUAACAAUAGGACAUUUUGAACAUUCCUAUUGGUUGACUUGAGAAAAAUACAAUACGCACUUGACGAUGAAAGACCACAUUUUUGCAUAAACCUGAACAACAUAGAUAAUGAGGUUUAUUGUGAUUUUAUUGUAAUGCUAACGAGUUUCCAAACCAUCUCCUCUAUUAACUAUGCUACGACGUAAUACGAGGCUUGCGGUUCUGUUUCGGCUUAAUCAUAGUUAAGUGGAAAUGUCAUCCAAUAAGAAGCGCCUAUUUGUCUCAAUUUGAGAGUUAAUCACUAUUUAACUACAAAAUAGUGAUUAAAGAAGUGAUUAAGAGUUUUAUACAACCGGCCCCAGGUGAAAAAUAUAAGCUCUUGACGCAGGGCGAAUUAUAUCAUUGUCAUUGAUAUUGUGCUUAACGAGAUAAAAAUCAUUUUUGUCGAAUAUAUUACAGCCUGACACAGUUUUAAAAUAGAAACGUCUGUUGUUCUAUUAAAGGUUCAGUGACAUGUCAUGGUAAUAAAGUGAAGAAUGCCAACUGUCCUAAAGAUCAAUACAUGGUGGUCAAGUUGGCAACUUACCGUGGAUUGCACGCACCAAAGACAUGUGGUUUAAGUGAUGAUUAUAGUUGUGAAGUUGAUGUAACAUGUCUUGUUAAGAAACAAUGUGAUGGUCUACAUGAGUGUAAUAUAACUGUGGAUGACAAUUUGUUCUCUGGUGGUCUAUGUCCUGGAUUGUCAAACUAUCUUUACUUUGAAUAUCAUUGUGUUGAUACUGCAAAACCUUUUAAAGAACUUUGUGGUAUGUAUGGGUAUAAGUAUGAUUCUAUUGAUGGUUAGCUGUGCACAAGACAGGUUUCCAUAGCGUUUAACAAAAUUCGACGUCGAUUUAGCACGCACUUGUCAUAUGCUUGUUACUCGCACAGGCAGAGAUACCCAUUAUAGCCUUACAUGGCAAAAUAACCAAUAACCUUGUUUUGUUCGUGUUUUUGUAGUUCAUGACGUGUCUCUAUCAUAUUCGUCUAUACCUUACGAAGGUAUUGUACAAAUUACCAUUGAUGGUGGGACCAAGAAUGUUUGUUGGCAAAGUUUACAACAAAAUGUCAACGCCCUAGACACUGUUUGUCAACAGCUGGCGGGCACUGGUUUCUACCACGUUCUAGUUAAUAUAUCUACUCCGACGGAUGCCAAAAAUGCAACAUUUUCUGGAAGUAUAAACUGUAAUUCUGACAGAUACUUAUCCCAGUGUUCAAUUACUGCUUCGACCACCGCCGAAAGUUGUUCUGAGUUAGCAUACAUACAAUGUAAGUGUGGUAAAAUGAAACGAAUAGAAUGCAGAGAUAAAAGAAAGGAGAGGAAAGAAUAUAAAAAGAAAUAGAAAGUAAAUAGUUAGAGGAAGAAUGAAAGAACAACCUCAUUGGGGUCAAUCUGCAUGAUCGUUCAUCAAAAUCUAGAAUGCUUAACUUUUUGUUUUCAUAUUUUAGGUGGUUACUGGUUGGAGACCUAUUAUAGAGCAUAUAAACCACUGUUAGAAGAUAAGCGAAGAUCUCCAGAUUCGUUAUUUAGUGCUAGUGCUUCUUCAGAAGGUCACAGUGCUUCUGAUGCAAGAAUAUCUAGUGGUAGUUCUUGGUGUGCUCCUGUCUCGGAUGAAAAACAUUAUCUUCAAGUGGACUUAGGAGGACAGUAUUAUGUCAUGCUUCUCGCAACAUAUGGUGACAGUACCAGCCCAAAAUGGGUGGCCUCGUAUAACCUGAGUUACACCAUUGACUUGGCCAUGGUAAACUGGAAAACUAGAACCAGGGUGAGAAAGAAUGAUAUAACUAACAAUAAUAAUGUCAUAACAUGUACUUAUUUAGCCUAUUACUUGAUUUCUCUUUGUUAACGAUGCAUUUCUCACUAUUCGUAUUUGUAGAUUCAAGGAAAUAAGAAUGCUUACGAUUAUUUAGCGUGGGGUUCUUCACGUGUUGUCGCAAGAGCUUUACGAUUCAUUCCAUUGACAUACGUAGGUCAACCGUGUAUGAGAGUUGAGGUUUGGGGUCAAAGUAAGUUACUGUACAUAACUUAAUUGUAGUUAUAUAUUUCUUAAUUCUCAACUCGCCCUCACACAUUUUAUUAACUCUGCCAGGAGGUUUGUCUUCACUUGCUUGCAUGGGGACAGAAUAAAAGGCACACAGAAAGUCGAGUCGUCGACUGCUGCUGCCACGCCAUGAUUCGUCAUCAAAAUGCUGACGCCAUGGUCCUAGCCAUUGCGCCUUUGAGAGGCAUUCACGCCCUUGACGGCCGCCAUAUUGAAUAUUAUCAGGGGGUGAAUGUCUCUCAUAAGCGCACUUGGUUAGGACCAUGGCGUCAGCAUUUUGAUGACGAAUUACGGCUACGCCGUCGCCAAAAUCAUAGGAAAACCAAGAAUUCGACCUUCUGUUUGUCUCUAUUCUGUGGCAUGGGUUUGGUGUAUGUGCGUUUCUAUCUGUCGGCAGGAAAACUAAAAAACUAUUAAACAGUUUAAUACGAAAUUUUGUUAUGAACAGUUAAAGACCCCCCCCAAUAAAAAAAUGAAACCUGAUCAGAGUAAAACAGUAAUAUGACGAUUCUGCAGUGAACAAAAUUAGCAACAUUGUUGUCAAUGAAAUAUUCCUUACGUUAUAUUAUUAAUUUAAACUGGGGAGCUUCAGCGCCUGUCACGGUUUUCACAAGGGAGGUGAGCUGUCCUAAGAAUAGAUUGAGAUCUAGGAAUGUUCGGUAUGAGCAUUUUGCGGCAUCGGUAUACCGGAAAAAGUAUACCGAUUUUAUCAUUUUUCGCCUUUUCAAUGGACGAUUUGCGCUUUAGAAAAAAUUUAAUCUGGGAAUAACAAAGGAUAUUUUCGGAAAGAAGUUAUCAAAAUUAGAAAAACUGCAAAGUUUGGUUGCGAAAUGUUGUAAAAUACGGAAAAUAUAGCCCUGCGCAGUUGGCAAAUUUGUAUACAUUUCUGUUACGUGCGGAAAUUGGUAACUAAUUUAGUUAAUACCAAUUCACGCACGUAAUACAAAAGUAUACAAAUUUGCCAACUUUGAAGGGCUAUAUUUUCCGUAUUUUACAACAUUUCGCAACCAAACUUUGUAAUAUUACUAAUUCCCAGACGCUCUUUCUACCUGUGGUGAUAAAUUUCGUUGUUCUUACUUAGAUUAAAAUUUAGUCUAAAGCGCAAGUCGUCCAUUAGAUAGGAAAAUUCAUUAGUGGAAAAUGGAAAUUUGAAGGAAAUUUUGAUUUUGAAUAAUUUCAAAAGUGGAAACACCAUUUAUGGUCCUCUAUGUCUUGGUUAAAAAGCUAUCGCCAGGUAGUUCGACUAUGCUAAUUUGCCGACGAUUGUAGCCCUCACCAAAUCAUACAAACUGAAACAAUUUUUGCAGUAUUUUUUGUUGUCCAAAUUCUUCAAUUCGGUGGCAGAGAGUGCAUGAAAUGGCGUUUCCGAUCAUCAAUUUUUCACAUUUUUUCGGCCGGCUCCCUAGGCCUAGUUUUCAGCCCUACCAACUUUAACUAUCUUUCUACGAUCUUGCUGUGACAGUUCGGUCAUGUUUUGCCUGUCGUAUUGCGCUUGGCUGAAAACUACGGUGCCCAAAUUAGCUGAAAAUUGGCCUCCCCCAAACACCCGUUCGGCUGUCACUGCUGUUUUGCGGUAUGUUCGAUUCUCCUUUUACAAUAAUUUAUUACACAUUUCAAAAUUCUAUUUUUUUACUUUCCCCCAUAGUUUUCUUACCAGACAAACCAACAAACCUCACCGUCACUAACAUCACGUCAAGAAGUGCUGAAAUAUCCUGGUUAGAUCCUAAAGAUGAAGGACAUUAUGGUCUUGCAAGCUUUCGGAUUAAACUGAAGAAAUAUAACUCUGUAAUCUUGCACAUGACCAUAGGAAAAGUGAAUAAAUAUAAAAUACGUAAUCUCACUCCAGAUACUACUUAUGAAAUAUCUGUAGCUGCUGAAACGUACCAUUAUGUAUACGGAUUUGGUGAAGAGACCAAUACUUUGUUCUUAACAUCUGAAGAAGGUGAGUGUUAAAGAUGUGUGUUUUUCUGCCACGCAAAACAUGGUUCCUUUAUACACUCAACAUCUCUAUUUCAGUUACUAUGUCAAAUUUAAGUAGGCCUAAAAACAUCUGUUUAUACAUACACUUUAGCUCCAAGCGGUCCUCCAUUGAACAUCAGAACCACAUCAAGAAGUGCAUCGUCAUUGUCUUUUGCUUGGGAUCCUCCUGACACAACUAAACAAAAUGGCGUCAUUACCAGUUAUACAGUGUGUGUUUCGCAUUCAGAAAAUGGUCCUUGCUUUCAGACAUUUGUCACAUGUGAAAGAAAGUGGCUCGUUAUUAAUUUGAAUCCAUUAACAAAAUAUUAUGUUCGUGUUCUUGCAAGUACUAAAGUUGGUCAUGGAAACUACAGUGAAAGUAGAGAAUUUUUUACAAGUGGAAGUAAGUAAUCUUAUGUACUCGCUCUCACACACUUCAUUACCUUUGCCAGGUUUGUUUUGGUGUCCGUCUAUCUGAAUGUCAGCCGGAUAUUACGAAAUCUUGGUAUUGAACCAAUGAACCAUUGGCUGUGGAGCGCACUCUACUGUAGUUCAUCAUGAUAUUUUUUGUACAUCAGUAUCUGCCUCUUAUCUUCUGUAUUUGUACGAUUAUUUAUUACACAUUUAAACAUUCGAUUUUGUACUUUUUCAAAUAUAGUUUUGUUACCUAUACAUUUUACUGUCACUAACAUCAAGUCUAGAAGUGCUGAAAUAUCCUGGCCAGAUCUUAAAGAUCAUGAAAGAUUUGGUGUUUCGCGCUUUUGGAUCAAAGUGAAGAAAGAAAACUCCCCAAUUCUGAACAUUUUCACAGGAAAAGUGAAUAAAUAUAAAAUAAAUAAUCUCACUCCGUAUACUACAUAUGAAAUAUCUGUAGCUGCUGGCAAUGAUUAUGGUUUUGGUGAAGAGAGUAAUACUUCGUUCUCAACAUCUGAAGAAGGUGUGUUUUAAAAGAUAUGUGUUUUUCGGCAAGGUAGCCUGUGUACAGACGCUAUUCGUGGAGAGUAACGUCUGUAAAACAUGGUUCCUUUAUACACUCAUGCAAAAUGUCUGCUUCAGUUAAUACAUAAAAUUUAAUUAAAAACUCUUGUUUUAUAUACACUUUAGCUCCAAGCGGUCCUCCAUUGAACAUCAGAACCACAUCAAGAAGUGCAUCGUCAUUGUCUUUUGCUUGGGAUCCUCCUCAUACAACUAAACAAAACGGCAUCAUUAUCAGUUAUACAGCGUGUGUUUCACAUUCAGAAAAUGAGCCUUGCUUUCUGACAUUCAUUACAAGUAAAAGGAGAUGGCUUGUUGUUAAUUUGAGUCCAUUAACAAAAUAUUUUGUUCGUGUUCUUGCAAGUACUAAAGUUGGUCAUGGAAACUACAGUGAAAGUAAAGGAUUUUUUACGAGUGGAAGUAAGUACAAGUCCCAUGUCGUAUGUUGUAAAUAUCGCUAUUUUCCGGUUUGUGGUCCCAUAAGAAAAAAGUUGUUCAGAACUUUACAUUUACCAUUUGGAUCAGUUACUUUAUGCACGUUUUAGAUAACAGUUCACUUUUUCCUACAGGGCCGGCUGAGAAAGCCAUUGCUGAAACAUCAAGUACACUCACAUUUUCAUUGAAGAUUCCAUCAGAAACGUUUGUGUAAGUAUAUCUGACUUUUCCAUGCGGAUAAAUAGUUGAUAAUUACUAUAUAAUAUAUUAUUUGGUUUAUAUGAAGAAGGCAAAUUUUGAUUGAUAGAUAUUUCUACGUGGUGGCUUCGAAAUUAAAAGACGGCAAAGAGCCUGCAUCAUCUGACAGUUACGAGAACAGCGAGUUAGUGACGUAUGCCGAGGCAGGAAAGUCGACCAAUCCGAAACCUUAUAUUGCUGCAGUGGUUACAUCCAGCGGUGUUGAUGGGAACAUGUUUAUACUUGGUGAUGGCAGAAAUACAGAUAAUCCAACUACACGAAAACAGAGGUCAACUACAAGUGAUUAUUUUAAUGGUCCGUUGCAGCCUGGCACUAGUUAUAGUGUUUUUCAAAGGAUUAUUAUCAAUGAAAUGGUAUGUAUUGGGGUGGGGCAGCAGACUUUCAGUUCAAGCAAACGAAAGGGAAAAUUGAAGCGUACUCAUGGGGGCAAAUUUGAGUUUACACUUACAAUUUUUGCUGCGAUUUUAAGUCCGAUUUUUUCUUCUCAUUGAUGUGAACGGGCAAGUGAGUUGAGAAUGUUCUAAGUAUCUGAAUAUUCAUAACUCAUCCAUUCGUUCACAUUCAUCAAACAAGGAAAAUCACAACAAAAAUUUGCAAGUGUAAACGAGGGUUAAGAAAGAAAAACAAAAACGAGCAAAAAGUAUUGCCACAUAUUCCCCUCAAUACGUUAUGACAUCAAUGUGUAGCUGGCUUGACAGAUGAAUAAAUUAAUAAAUUCUCGUCUUCUUUAUUAUAGGGUGAUUAUUAUUCCACUGACUGGAGUCCUCCAUCAAAAACGAGUGAAGGUACAGGUUUAUUUCUUCCAUAUAAUUUUAAUUUGAUAUCGAUUAUUGGGUUGGAUAAGUAAGUUUAGUCAUGAUAAAGUCAAUGAAAAUGAAUAAAAGCAGAUUGGAGUAGGAAUUUACAGUAACAGUAUUUUGUCACAAUUUUUAUUAAAUAGAUACAGGUAUAGUAUUGCAUUCCAGCUUUAUUUAAGAUCACACAUGUUGUAAAUUAUUAAUAAUUCAUGAGUAAAUUAGCCAACCAUAUUACUUUAUUUUGCCCACAUGAUAAUACUGGAUGAAACAUAUUGAUCCAGUCCUAGGACUGAAUCAAAAUUAAUUCACCACACUUGUAGUGAUUUAUUCGUAUGAGAUGUAACAUUUGAAAUCCGACUAUGAGGACUGGACUAGAUUUCAAGUCAGCGUAAUUUGAUCAAGUCCGAGGCAAAGCCGAGUAUUGGAUCAAAAUGCGAGGACUUGAAAUCUAGUCCAGUCCGAAUUGGAGGAUUUGAAAUAUUACUUCAAAUUUCAGGUCAAGUUCCAAGUGACGUUCCAGACACGGACGACAAUGAUGAUGGUUCAAAAAACUAUCUUUUUGGAAUGAUAGCAUUAGCAAUAUUGCUGGUCAUUGUAGGUACUAUUAUCGCUUUAUAUUUUAUUUGUCAAAAUCAUCGACGCAAAUCAUCAAGCACUAAAGCAAAUGUGGAGAAGACAAAUGACGUAAGUAAUUCACAAUAUAUUUAUGAUGAUGUCGGCAAUUAUGAACAAGUAGACGAUGAACAAUCGACGUAUACAGGUCUCAAUAGGCCUGGGGAAGUAAUUGAUGAUCAUUUGUAUGCUCAUUUAAAUGACGUAACACAAAAUAUGUACGCAGAUCAGAAGGAAACUGGAUUUUAAUGUUUUAUCAAUGUAUAGUCAAUCAAGAUAUGGUCUGCCGCAAAUUUCAAAGUGUCUACAACGAACUAGGAUUUUAUGUUGGAAACACAGCUUCACUAUGAAUAAAUCUUCUCAACUUUUGCUUGUUAAUAUUUUCACUGUACGUUUGUGCCAUUGGAUGGUUGCUUCACUGUUAUGCCAAAAAUCAAUCUCUCUACUGUGCACAAAUUUACAUAGAAAUAAACAAAAAAAUGGAACAAAUUUAAAACUCUCUCCAGAUCAUAUCUUCAUUGACUAUGCUUUAGACAAAAAACUUGUUCUUCGUUGUCUGAUUUUGCUCGGCAAUUCUGUGCAAUGAAAUGUAGAUGAAUCAAUUUUGUAAUAAUAAUACAAUAAUGUAGCAGACGUAAUUGAUACUAAUAACUAAUUGAUAUAUUCUAAUUAAGGACUUGGAAUUAAUUAGCCAAGUACCGUGCGUAAUAAUUAAGCAGACGUACGUAAUUGAUACUGAUUACUAAUUUCAACUAAUUACAGUGUUCUAAUAACGCAUUGAGUCUGGGAAAGUUUGAUGGUCAAUCCAUGUGUAUAUGUACUUAAUGUGUAUUGUUACUAAUGGAGUGAGUGCUAAAUGUUUCCAUUACUCUCUGACAGUUGUUUUCCUUCCAGAAAUUACACUUUCACAUGUACUUGGCGAAACACAUCCAUAUGAAUAUUAUCGUAAUCAUUGUCUCGGCAACCAACGCGCAGCACUCCGAUAUCUUGGCAUUACCAUUAUCAGAUCCAUAUGAAAUUGAAAGUGUCUCACAGUAGAACUCGACAAACUUCUACUUCGAGCCAAACUGUCCUUGACUAACUUUGUUUGAGAUCAAAUCCAAGCAAAGCUUCGGCGAUGGCAGUUGUUAAAGAUAAUAAUUGAAAAGGUCUGUGUUUUACAAUUUCUUCAGCGUAUGGUAAUGAAUCCGUUAUGAAGAAAUUUUCAAAAGGAACAUCUGAUGCCGUGAAUCGUUUCCAGGACUCUUGUGGAAACACGCCAUGAGUGACGUAAGCACUAAUUUUGGUCGCCCCAGCUUUCUUCAGGG
Messenger RNA from Paramuricea clavata, 30938 nucleotides. The record is from the annotation of a GenBank genome assembly. Lineage: Eukaryota; Metazoa; Cnidaria; Anthozoa; Malacalcyonacea; Plexauridae.